CUGGAGCGCGGGCCGUUUGAUUGGGCCGCCCGUCGAGGCCCGGGAAAGAGCCGUCGCCCAUGGCUACCGCCCCGGAGGACCCCGCGUUGGGGCGGCACCUGAAAGGACACAGCGCGGCCGUCUGCAGCCUGGACUUCAGCCCGGACACCAAGCAGCUCGCCUCAGCUUCAUGUGACACCUUUCUCAUGAUAUGGAAUUUUAAGCCUCAGGCUAGAGCAUUCAGAUACGUCGGUCACAAGGAUGCCCUGACCAGUGUGCACUUUUCACCCAUUGGAAACGUAGUAGCAUCUGCUUCACGUGACAGAACAGUUAGACUUUGGAUACCUAAAAUGAAAGGAAAAUUUUCCGAAUUCAAGACGCACACCGCCCCUGUUCGCAGCGUGAACUUUUCGCACGACGGCCAGUUUCUAGCCACGGCCUCUGAGGACAAAUCGAUCAAAGUAUGGAGCAUGCACCGCCAGCGCUUUUUAUAUUCCUUGUUCCAGCACACCAACUGGGUUCGCUGUGCCAAAUUUUCACCGGAUGGAAGACUAAUAGUGUCUUGCAGUGACGAUAAAACCGUUAAAAUUUGGGACACAGCUACUAAACUGUGUGUUAACAAUUUUACAGAUUAUGAAGGGUUUGCCAACUAUGUUUCUUUUAACCCUAAUGGCACAUGUGUAGCUUCAGCGGGGUCUGAUCAUACAGUAAGACUCUGGGAUUUAAGAACGAAUAAGUUACUUCAGCAUUACCAAGUUCACAGUGGUGCAGUUAAUUGUAUAUCCUUUCAUCCUUCUGGUAACUAUCUCAUCACUGCUUCCUCUGAUGGUACCCUUAAGAUUUUGGAUCUCUUAGAAGGAAGACUCAUAUACACACUUCAUGGACAUACGGGCCCAGUUCUCGCUGUUUCCUUUUCUAAAGGUGGAGAACAGUUUGCUUCUGGAGGUGCCGAUGCUCAGGUUCUAUUGUGGAAGACAAAUUUUGAUGCGUAUAAUUAUAAAGACCUUCUUAAAAAGCACAUUGCACGAAUGACAUUGGAUGACCCACCUCACCUUCUUGAUAUUUACCCCAGAGUUCCUCAUCUCCAUGAUGGGAAACCACAGUCAAUUGAGAUUGAUCCAAAGCUUGAAGUGCGAAAUUUGCAAAAUACCGAACUCCCUAUUGUGAAUAUUUGCUCCUUGGCGCCUUCUGGUUCAGUGGCGACAACUUCUGAUGGGGCUUCACUGGAUAGAUCUCAAGACAUUAGUGGAGAUUUCCAGAACCCUGUGAUCCCAGCAAUCUCAACCAGAGAAACAGAGGACCACCCUGAACCAGUUUUAGCCCCCGGGGAAAAUCAGAGCGGUAUCCCACCAGCUCUAAGCAGUGCUUUGGAACAAAUUUUAGAACAACUAGACGUUUUGACAAUGACUGUUUCAAUCCUGGAGCAGCGACUGACUUUGACUGAAGAUAAGCUAAAGGACUGCCUCGAAUUCCAACAAAAAUUUUUACUUCAGACCAAAGGAGAAGAGUAAAAAAGAUGUUUAGAAACGUUCUGAUUUUUGCAUUAGCAUAUAUACAUGCUCAGGGGAAGAAGUAAAAUGUUAUUUAGCUUGGUCAUUACAUUCACGAACUCUUAACAUUUUGGAAUUUUUUUAAUGCUUGAGCACAAAGAAAAGUCCAACCAUUCACACAUUCAGGACAUUUUUAAACUCAAAGGCCAAUAUAACCAUUUAAAAUUUAGAAACUCUGUUUAUAAUGUUGAAGUAUUUGAAUAUGAGGAAUUAGAAUACAGGUUUUUUCUUUUUUCCCCCAUUUGUUUCCAGUUACUUUUAGAGUCUAGCUAUUUCCAAGAGGGUAAAACACUCUUGAGAUGUAAAUUAGGUACUUGCUGGAGAGGUGAGCUCUCUGACCAUAGGCUAAAAUAUAGAGUUUUUCUUUAAAGAGCAAUUUUUGAUGACCUGAAAGAUGUCACUCACUUCCAGAAGUGAUUCUCAACUCCAGGGAAUUAGACUACUUUACCUGGAGGGAUCCGGUCCAUCAUAUUUCUUUUCACUCAAGUCAAGUGGUUAGCUGAGUAUAACUUCCUUUUUCAAAUAUUGCGUAGUGCAGUUACAAAAUAAAAAUAACCUCCAAGUCACUUAGAAUUUCUAUAGCUAGCUGAGAUUUUUAAAGGGUAAGCAAUUUUUAGUUACACAUGAUCAGACAUGUGAAAAUGUCAAAUGAAACCACAGGUUUUUCUUUUCAUUGUCUUCUGCCUAACCAAUGUGUUCACUUUCCAAAAGGAGAUGCCAUGAAAGAAAACGAAUACAUAUCAAAGCACUAGAGCAUAUUCUUUUUCUGAAAGUUUUGAAAUAUGAACACACCAGUGCAGUGAAAUUUGUAAUAAAGAGUUGAUAAAGA
Tachyglossus aculeatus (Australian echidna) is the source of this 2358-nucleotide messenger RNA. It is a transcript of the gene POC1B, whose product is annotated as POC1 centriolar protein B. The transcript is spliced from 12 exons. Gene Ontology annotation, cellular component: centriole; ciliary basal body. Gene Ontology annotation, molecular function: protein binding. The record is from RefSeq and is a predicted model, not a curated record. Gene Ontology annotation, biological process: cilium assembly. Bases 60 to 1490 code for a protein of 476 amino acids. NCBI's taxonomy places the organism in Eukaryota, Metazoa, Chordata, Mammalia, Monotremata, Tachyglossidae.